This is a messenger RNA of Symbiodinium sp. CCMP2456, 1086 nucleotides long. The record is from the annotation of a GenBank genome assembly. Lineage: Eukaryota; Dinophyceae; Suessiales; Symbiodiniaceae.
AUGGUCAGUUCGGGCUGUGUUGCAGCGACUGCUUCGUACACGCUGCCCAUUCUAGCGUGCUGCAGCUGGAGCCUGCUGUCGCUCCUGAACGCUGAGUUGCCUUCCUUGCAAAGGCUCCAACGAUUUUUCGAGUAUGGGACGCAGCAUGGAGAGCCAGCUCCUCCUGACGGUGGGACCCCAGAAGAAGCGAAGCGAAAACAUGGGCAAUGGCCAGUGAUGUCCGUCGAUUUCGCGAAGCCAUCGAUCGGCCUUUGCUUGUGGUGCUGCUUUCCAAUUUUGGGAUAUGCAGUGGUCCGUGCCCUGAGUGGAUGUCCGCAGUAUACGUGGUAUUGCUGGCAAGUAGAGGACCAGACGACUUCCUCGCACCUGCGCAACGUCCUUCACCUGCUGACCGCAAGCAUCCUGUUGGCGUGGCUUUGUAGCGUGCCCCCAAGCGCUGCACGAUACCGUGCCUUGUUCGUGUCUGUUGCUUUCUGUGAGUUUCUCAUCAAUAAGGCUAUUUGGGACAGCUGUGAGGACUUCAUGGCUCACAGUGUCUCUGUUGGAAGCACCUUUGGCGCCUUUGACGUUUUCGUUGCACUAACCACGGUGCUAACGCUGGUGAUCCACACUUGUGAGGGUUUGCCGAGCCUGCGCCGAUGCUUUCAGAAGUUCUGUGAGACAAUGGGCCGUCCCACGGCCACAAACCCAGAGCUUUACAUGACUGCUUCUGGACAGAGGAACUACCUUCUCUAUAUGUCCCUCCUCACGGUCUUCCACGUGGGUCUCUUCUUGGCCUUUGCGGAUGACGUCCACGCGCAUCACUACUGGAUGGGUUUCGUGGUGGCCUCCUGCUGCAUAUUUCCGACACCCUUGUCAAGGCUCAUGCUGCUCAAGUCCGUAAUGAUGGCCAUCGACGGUAUCGGGGUGUGGGGUGCAGAUGCCAUUGUGGGAGAAGAUGAGGGCGGCAUGUCCGAAAGCGACGCUGACCUGCGGCUGAUCUUAUGCGUGCUCGUGGUCCUGGCGCUUGCAGUUGCAGUUGGCGUCAACCUCUACCGAGAUCCGUGCACGAGGUCAAGCAGGCGGCAGCAGACAGCCACCGAGUGA